AUGCAUCGAGAAUCGCACGAAGAAAAACCACUGAUCGCCAGGGUCGUUAUGAUUUUGUUAUUAACCCUUCUUGCCUCAGCUGCCUUGCUUGGUAAUGGUUUUGUUCUUGCAAUCAUCGGUCGCUUUAAAUCCUUACGAACAGUUCAUAACAUUCUCAUCGCCAAUCUCGCUGUUGUGGACCUUCUCAGCGCAGCUAUAAACGUGCCUAUUUAUAUGAUUAGCUACGUUUGGGGGACGAGUUGGUUGAGAGGGAAGAUUCUGGCUAUCAUCAGCAGCAGUCUGUAUCGGUUAUUUUUGAUGUUGAAUCUUGUCUCCAUGCUCGCCAUGAUGAUAAAUAUGUACUUGGCCAUCUCCUUUGGUUUGAGAUAUCUCGCUUGGAAGACGAAGAAAAAAGCCCUGAUUUGUGCGUUUUUCAUCUGGUUCGCGUGUAUCGUUAUGGCGACCUUGUUUGCUUUGCCUCUACUCGAUAUCGAUCUUGGCGAUGCUCAUGUCAGGGAAUACAGAGCAGAGAUCUUCGAACAAGUGAAGUAUCCUGUUGCUGCAAGCACGUCGAUCCUCAUCAUCUGUAGUGCUUUGGUCUCUUUCCUGACAGCUUGUGCGAUAAAGAGGAAGAGAAUGGAGGUAGACAUUUCUUUAAUUUUGUAGUCGUAGGAAAUAUAAGUUAUGAUUUGACUGAUCAAGGAGAUAGAAUUCUCGGCGUCGUUAUCAAUAUGCUGAAUUUGAUUUGAAAAUUGUGCGCUUAAAUUGAAGAAACACAAACACCCGCCGGAUUCUUCAAUCGAAGUCCGGCUAUGGCUGCGGUAUUAAGCAAUCAAUGGACCGCGAGAUUUCUUUCUUUCAGAAGGCUUUUUGAGCGAAAUGAAGUUUUUAGUUGCAAGUAUUCUUUGCGUUUUUUCGUCAAAACAACGUUUGGAUGAAAUUUUAAGCAUUUUUAGAGAUAGUUUGGCUAAAAGAUUGACAAAGUGUCGGUGAUCAUUUCUCAAAAGCUUUUAAUUAUGUAGUCAAAAAAUACCUUAUCUUUACUGCCUAAAUGACACUCUUUAUAUUACAGUUUAGUGAUGCCUCGUUUUAGCUCAUAUCGUCUUAAUAUUUCGAAUGCAGUAUCUCAAUCAUCAUUUUCUAUCGAGGUGACCUGAAAGCAGUAAACGUACUUGACGUCUUCACAUUAUUUUUAGAGGAAAGAGAUGAAUUUGCCUUCCUCUCAAGCUGAAGCCCGAUUGAGGGAGGACGUGAGAGCGACCAAAACCAUCGCCAUUACAAUAGCUGCCUACUUCUUCUGCUUUAUUCCUACCACCGUGUUUACAGCAGUGGUUUAUAAGGAAGAUGACGACGAUGAUUGGCUUUCUUUUACUGCUUCUAGCAGCAUUGCUUUCUCGAGCACGGUGAACCCGAUUAUCUACUUCACAAGAACGAGACGCUACCUCUCAGCUUUCAAACAGCUCCUAAAAAACCCUUUUGGAUCAAGCGACUACAAAGAGAGGUCAAACUUCAAUAACACUCGAGUGCUCGUAGGAAAUAGAGAUAGCAUUGGACAAGAAAAUAGCCUUGACCUCAAAAUGGAUGGAAACUCAAAAGGAGAAGCGUAUGCAGGCAAACGAAGAAAUUCAUUGGCUAUUCUAUCAACUGAAAGUGUAAGGGUUCAUGAGGCCAUUUAUUAUGCAGAUGAAAAACAGCUAUGCUGGGAAGGACAAAUGUCUAAAUGUGGAGUCCAAGCCUUCGAUCAGUUUAACGGAGAGGAAAUGAAAGGAGGACAUGACAUACUGAAUAAGACGAGAAGAGAAAAAAUUCAGGAACGGUUGUCCCCUGUAUUUAGCGUUCAUUCUCUCGAAGUGGUUGCAGCACACACGGCCGCCGACAGUUCUGGUGGAGCAAAACGAAUAGAAAGCGCUCACCACUUUAGGAGGGAAGAAAAAGGAAAAGAGUUUUCCGGAAAAAGAAAAGGCACCGUUUCAAGUAGUCUGGUGUUGCUAAAAGUGCGGAAGGCGGCAUGGCAAGCCACUGAGGAGGAAGACAUAGGUCAGGCUAUGUCUUAA
Messenger RNA from Pocillopora meandrina, 2033 nucleotides. NCBI's taxonomy places the organism in Eukaryota, Metazoa, Cnidaria, Anthozoa, Scleractinia, Pocilloporidae. The record is from the annotation of a GenBank genome assembly.